UUAACAACAAAAGCUGCUGCCGGCCGGAGCAUGCGCGGUGCGGAGCAAAUUGCCAAAACAUCAAAAUCUCAAGUUUCCAUGGAACGAGUAAUUUUGGCAAUUCUUGUUGCUCCUCGUCACACUUUGGCGUUGUAUUUUUACAAGAUUUCUCCAAUUUUGGGCCAGAUGGCUGGAAAUUUUGGAGGCGUGGUCGCUUUGUGACAUCGAGGCGGCGCCGUGAACUCGACUGAUCGCUGACAUAAAAGGACGACGCCGCCGGGCCCCCUUGUCAAAGGACAUUUUUUGGCCCAAAACUGUCGAAAUAUUGGUUGUUUUCGGGAGUUGAGGGUUGCGGAUGGCGAGUAGUGUGAGUAGGAUGGAGGUGGAGCCGUCCCCACAGGCCGAGCCGUGCCUGGAGGACGGGAACGGGGGGAGCCAACUCCGCCGCUCCAACAGUGCCCCGAUGAUCAACAAACAAAGCGACCAUGCACCAGUUUUUCAGCCGGUGAUAUCGCCACGUGUCAGGAGAUUUAGUGCCAGUGUGGUCAACAAUGGAGCCAGCCCCAAUGCAGUAUCUCCUCCUAUCAGGAUUGGCCACAGAAUUUCUCAACUCAAAAGGGAAGAAGGGAUGAGUGUUUCAGACCGAGAGACUGAACAUGAAAGGGAGAUGCACUCUGUCAUGCAAAUGAGCCAAUCCUGGGAGGAGACCUCUUUGAGGGACAAGUUUAUGCAGUCCUUCUCUGAGGAGAAAGGGGGCACCCUGAACAGUUCCUCCGACUCCAGUACCAAGACGGUGACUCCUCCCACAUCCCUCCCCCCCAUGUCACCUUCCAGCCGAUUCGCCGAACCGCUCACCAUCCUGCCUGCCUCCCUGCCUCUGUCUUCUAGCCCCUCCCCCACAAGAAUUCCUAAUAAGCAAUGUUUUUCCCCCUCCAUGCAAAUGUCUGUGAGGAACAGUAGCCUGAGCCCCAGUCCCAUCCCCAGCCCAACUCGCAAGGCUUUUGUCACGAGGAGGAGUCAGAGUCCUGGAUGUAUCCGGCCAAGCAUUCUUGGAGAAACUCUCAAGAGAAAACUAUGUUCAGGAGACCACAAGCUGGACUUCAGUAGCCCCCCUAAGAGAGCCUGUCACUCAGACAACAGUACACCUGACAGCCCUGCGGCAUCCACACCUCUCAUACACAGUCUGUCUUCAAGCAGCUUGGAGGAAGAUGCCAGCCCACCGCAGUUCAUCAACAGGAUGCCAGGGGGCAUCAUUCACACCACUGCAUCAACCCCCAUGCACACCCUCCCGUCUCCACUUUUCUCCCACUCCUCCACCCUCAUGACAACUCUCCCAUCCCCCAUGUGCACCCUCCCAACCCCCAUCUCCACUUUACCCAACUCCAAAACUACCCUAGCCACCCCCACAUCUACUAAAGCUGGCCCCUUGUCUACUGUCCCUCACUCUACCCCUCCCUCCUCUCUUUCUUCUCCUAUUCCCACUCUUUCCUCCCCUCUAUCCCAGUCCUCUCCCGUCUUUACUGCGGCUGCGUCCGUAUUCACCCCCAUCAGCUCCGUAAACGGACAGAAAUUAUAACAAAUGUUUAACACAGAGUCCAUAAUUUAUUACCCCAUGCUACAUGUAAUGUACAUAGGCGAAUUGUACAGCGUCAAGGUAUGACUAAUAAUAUAUUGUAGAGAUGUAUGUAGAAUUUUUUGUGAAGAAUGCAAGAUUUGUGUACUGUAAGAAAACAUAUUAUUGGGUGAUAAUAUUGGUUUUCCCCCGCAAAUUUUACUACCCUAUAGGUAGGUACAUGUACUGUAGAUAUAUAAUAUUUGCCAGGAAAUUCAUUUGAUCAACAGGUUAUGUUGACUUUGUAUAUAAUGCAAUGCCACAAGGUAUCAGUACAGUUUUGUGUCAAACAAUCUAAUUUAACUUUGUUGUUUACUAGAUUUAUAACUGUAUUUCUCAAUGUCCCAAUGUCUUUUCUAGUCAAAACUGACCAGUGUUUUUCUCACUUUGCUAUACAUGUAUCUGCAUUUCUUGUAAAAUCACAUUGCUGACUGUUUUGAACAAACAUUUUAUUAUGACUUUCAUUUUCAUGGUUUUGAAUUUAUAAUUGUUCAGUUACCGAUUA
This is a messenger RNA of Branchiostoma belcheri (Belcher's lancelet), 2096 nucleotides long. Its product is annotated as protein FAM122A-like. The record is from RefSeq and is a predicted model, not a curated record. Gene Ontology annotation, molecular function: protein serine/threonine phosphatase inhibitor activity. Lineage: Eukaryota; Metazoa; Chordata; Leptocardii; Amphioxiformes; Branchiostomatidae. The transcript has 10 exons. The coding region runs from base 335 to 1555 and encodes 406 amino acids.